Molecule: messenger RNA, 4273 nt
Organism: Ruditapes philippinarum (Manila clam)
Lineage: Eukaryota; Metazoa; Mollusca; Bivalvia; Venerida; Veneridae
Product: luc7-like protein 3
Exons: 11
Coding region: 47-1324 (425 amino acids)
Biological process (GO): mRNA splice site recognition
Cellular component (GO): U1 snRNP; U2-type prespliceosome
Molecular function (GO): mRNA binding
Source: RefSeq, a predicted model, not a curated record
GAAAAUCUAUAGCGGUUGUUGACCUUAACUCCCAAUUUCAAACAAAAUGGCGUCGAACGCACUGGCGGCGAUGUUGGAUGAGUUGAUGGGAAGAGAUAGAAACUUAGCACCCACAGAAAAACGUAGCGAACCAAAAUGGGAUGACCCAGAGGUUUGUCGAUAUUAUCUAGUAGAUUUCUGCCCUCAUGAACUAUUCACAAACACUAGAGCAGAUCUAGGACAGUGUGAAAAGAUACAUGAUGAUCACCUUAGAAAAGAGUACCACGAAAGAUACAAGAAAAGUUCAAGAGUUGGCCGUCUUGGUUAUGAGGAAGAUUUUCUACGGUACUUACAAACAUUGAUCAAUGACGUAGAGAAAAGAAUAAGGAGAGGGCAUCAGAGGCUUGCCCUGAAUAGUAUGCAAGGAAAUUUGAAUGGAAAUCCAGCCAGUCAGAAGGAAGAAAAGGUGAAAAUGUUGACAGAGAGAAUAAAUGAACUUGUACAAAAAGCUGAGGAACUAGGAUGUGAGGGUAAAGUAGAAGAAGCACAGGGUAUUAUGAAGCUAUGUGAUCAACUUAAUGAGGAAAGAACGCAGCUACAGAAUAAUCCAACACCAGACCCAUAUAAUGAGCCACUGAAGGCUAUGGAAGUAUGUACAGUAUGUGGGGCAUUGUUAGUGGUUGGUGAUGCUCAACAGAGGGUAGAUGAACAUAUUAUGGGCAAACAACAUUCAGGAUAUGCUAGAAUCAGAGCUUACGUAGAGGGAAAAAGAAUGAAAACAAAGGAGGAGGAAGAAGAAAAAGAGGCUAAACUUAAGCAAGAAAGGGAGGAGAGAGAAAAGGAACGAGAGAAAGAGAGAGAGGAAAGAAGGAAGAAAGAUGAAGAGAGGAAGAAAGAAAGAGAGGAAAGGGAGAAAGAAAGAGAAAGAAGGAAGAAACGAAGCAGAUCAAGGAGUAAAAGUCGUAGAUCAAGAAGUAGAGACAGGAAGAAGAGGUCAAGAAGUAGAAGCCGUCAUCGACGUAGGUCUCGUAGUAGGUCACGUGACAGACAUCACAAGUCACGUCGCCACCGCAGCAGAAGUCGAGAUCGUUCUUCCAGAAGCGAAGACAAGAAAAGGAGGUCAAGGAGCAGAGAGAAAAGCAGUAAAAAGUCCAGCCGCGAGAGGAGUCGUUCAGAAGAUAAACAAAAAGAACCAACAAGAAGCAAGUCCAAAGAGAAGACAGACCGACCAUCCGAUGAUGGUGAUAAAGCAAUUAAAGUAGAAGUCAAACAAGAAAACAUACCUGAGCAAGAAACAGAAAAUGAGAACCAAGCUUCUGACAUGGAACCAGGGGAAACAAACUGAAGGUGACUUAUUCAUGGAUAUACAGCACAAGGAGCCGUCGUGUGAACACAGCACAGUGAAUUGAUGAAGGACACCAUAUAUGCAGGAAGUCUCAGAAAGUUUUUGCCAUUUUAGAGCAAAAUUGAUUUGCUUCAGGUAUUUCUAGCUUGUCUAGCUUUAAAUACCAUUGUUAAUAUGAUUGUUAAAUGAUAAUUGAAAAAAAAAAAAAAUUCAUUCAUGUAGCAGUAUUUGUGAUAUGAAGUGUCAUAGUUUUGUUUAAUGCAAAAGUCUUGUCUCCAUACAAUGUAGCUGGUUUCUUUUAAAGACCUAUGUAGACUUUCAGUUCAGCUCUUUAGUUAAGUUGGCCUUGUAGAAACCCACUGAAUUUUCUCAUCAAGGGGUUGCUGAUUUGAUCUUUGGGUGGGGCAAAAUUUCUCGGUGACAAUUGAUCACCAUUGAUUUGGGAAAUAGAAGUCAAGAAGCCAGUCACAUAAUUACUGGUUAGUUCCAGGAAUGACAACAAAUUGGAUUGACUUCUGAUAUAUGAACAAAAGUGUGUUAAAAUCAGCUUAAAAACCAGAAAAACAAACAAACAACGGUAAUGAACAUUCUCUUAAAGUGAAGCCUAUGAUGUACAUUUCUUGGGCCAAUCUCUAUGAACUUUACUUUUCUUUCAGAACUUAAAAAGCUGUUUAGUUUAUCAUUUAGAAAAUUUUACAGAUUCAUGUAUAAUUGAUUAUUUUCUUGAGAAUUAACUUUAGUGUAAGAGAAUUUUUCACAAUGAUACAUGUCUGCAUUAAGUUGACUUUAUGUCUGACCAAUUGGGGCUUUAAACCCAAGUUCAGACAAGACGUGUUUAGAUUUUUAGAAUAGUGACAUUUAUUCUAAUGUUAAUUGUUUCAUUAAUAUUCCUAUGUUUAACCUUGAUGAGGUGACCUCAACAAUGGAAUCUAUAAAUAGAAACAUGCAGUGAAAUUAUGCACGGAGUGUAGAACAUUACAUAAUGUCACAAUUAAGGAAAGGUAUAUAUUAAUAAAAAAAAAACCUGGAUAAGAGGUAUUUCUUAUGUGUUUAUUCAAAAUGGUGUAUUGUUUAUAUUGUAAAGAAAAUGGUCUUUGAGAUGUGGGCGCCAGCCUUCAUUUAUAUGUCAGAGGUAUUUUAAACUGUUAGAAUCCGCUGUGCCGGGCAAUCACCUGAUAUAGAGAGGUAUUUAUAAAAAUGAGUAGUCAAUUAAACAGGUUAUAUUUGGAAGCUUUAGAUUUCAUACUUACAAGAAAAUCAGACAAACUAUACAUUCAUAUGUAUGUUACUGAAAUAUAUUACUGAAAAAAAAUGUUUAUUUAUUGUUGGACGAUAAAUUAAUCCAAUGUUAUUAAUGGGUGCAAUUGAUUAUUAUGAAUAGUUGGCUCUUACUGACAAAGAACAGGUCAGUAUUUGUAUGGAAUUAAGAAUUUUGAAAGGACAAGGUUAUUAAAAUUGAAAAUCCAUCUGUUUUAAUAUUAUCUGAUUGGUGGAAGUCCUGUCCGAUUUGCAGAGAUUUGCUUAAUGAGCAAUAAGCUCUUGAGCACAUUUAAAUGUGUGACAAAUAUUGAAUUAGUGGUAUGAUAAUUUGUCAAACUUUGGAAAGUUAAUGAGAAAUCAGCAGCAAAUCUGCAGGGAUCUCAAGUUAUAUGUUGAGGUAACAAUGUUUAAAGCUUUGGUAUAUGAAGUAAGCCUUGCUGUUUCAGAUUUUGUCAGUAUUUGCAGAGGUUAGUGAUCUAAUUGUAUAUUGUUUUCAGGUCUUUUAUUUGUACAUGCCUAGUGUGUUUUGGGUGAAUAUAUUGUCAAUUAUGCGUCACUUAAAGACAAUUGUAAUUUUGAAAUAAAUAUUCUUUGAAAAAAUAUGUCAAAAUUGUCAAUUAUGCGUCACUUAAAGACAAUUGUAAUUUUGAAAUAAAUAUUCUUUGAAAAAAAUAUUUGGAAAACUUAUCUUGGCAUACAUAUAUUUCUUUUUAAUUUGAAAGUAAAAAAAAAGUUUUUAUAAAAUUAUUUGGUGAUUAUGUUGCUUUGAAACAAGUUUUCAAGGGUAUUUAGCGGAAAAAAAUCUGUAAAAUAUGUCAUAUAAAUAAAAAAAUAUUUGAAGAUUUUAUUUCUCUUCAUUUUUCAUUUGGACAAAACCAUUGUGUAUCAAGCUGACUUUUCACAUUCUUUAAUUGGCAAUACUAUGUCACACAAAACACUACUGACAUUGUAAACUCCCCUUCCAAAGAUGUCAGGCAAACAAGAGGUCAGUGCAAAUUGAACCCUAGAUGAUUUUUAUCUUUUUGUCUCUUUUAUUUUAACUGAUUCCUAACUAAACUGCAAAAACUUUUCUCAUUAGAUGAAGUUGGGCAAAUAGAACUCUUUAAAGAAGCUAACAUUUCUAGAUUAAGAUGAUAUUAUAUGGUGUAAACUAUGUUUGUUAAUGCUUUGAAUUCAUAUUUUUCAGAAUGUUGUUAAAAUUUUCCUUCCACUGGUUACAAGAGGAUGAAGAUUUUGAUAGGAUGGGACUAAAAGGCUGCCAUGGAUUUUUCUGCAAGAUUUCAACGAGGUACUUAAGAAGUUGAUAAAGUUAUCAAAAAUAGUCCAAUAUAUUCUUUCCUUGUUAUGGAUUUUGUAUUACUUGCUCUAAUUUGUAUGUAUUCUUGUUGGUCAUUGUUGUUGUUGUUUACAAUAUUUGGUUUUACUGAACUAUUUUCAUUACAAUAAAGGGAUUUGAUGUGCUAUCUGUGAAUUUCUGUUGUUAUACAUGUAAAUUACCUGAACAUUGUUGCGCUAGAGAGAGUUGAAGAAAAUGUGAAUUUUAGUGAACAUUUGACAUUUAUAGUAAUUACAUACUUAUUCCAAUCUUGUGUGUCUUGGACAUUAGUUGUGAGAAAGAAAGAGGGAAGCUCUCUUAGUAAAAGUAACUUACUAAUACAUGAGAAAAUGUUAAAAGCUAAAGUUGGAUUU